Physcomitrium patens is the source of this 2446-nucleotide messenger RNA. RefSeq lists its product as uncharacterized. NCBI's taxonomy places the organism in Eukaryota, Viridiplantae, Streptophyta, Bryopsida, Funariales, Funariaceae. The record is from RefSeq and is a predicted model, not a curated record. Gene Ontology annotation, molecular function: protein dimerization activity.
UUCCAUUAAAAUUAGCUCAAAACUUGAGCACACCUUGAGGAAAGCUGUUCAACGGUGUCAAUAAAGAACGUUCUAUUAAGGGAGGGUGUAUGAUCUAUUGAGAUAACGUGGUGAAGUUGGAAUCUUGACUAACUGUACAGCCGGUAAUUAAAACUUGCCCUCGGCGUUCUUCAAACCCUGCAAGUGGCGAUCGGUGGUGCUUUUGAAGUUGGAAUUGGUUACCCGGCCUUGAUUUGUCACACAUAAGUUUGAAUAAGCUGGUGUACUUCAAUUCAGUCCCUUCUCCAGUGAGUUUCGUGCAGCUAUUGUGAAUGAUCACCUCGGAAAGCAUGCCAGAAGCCUGAUUCUUGGAACAUGACUAUUUGGGACAUCAAACUUUGCGCAAUCUCUUUGUCUCUCUAGGAUAUUCGUAGCUCCUUGACUGCUCGAAAUUGACUUGUAUCCAUCUUUACUGCUUGAUUACAACGUAGUGACCGCGUCUGACUUAGUUCGGGUUGUGCGUGACGACGUUUCUCGGGAAUAGAUGAGAGGAGUAUGAGCACGACACUGCGAUUGAGCAUAUAAAAUAUAGGGUUUAUAAGUUUUGUGCGAGAGAGAGCGAGAGAGAGGGAAAGAGGGAGAAAGAUUUGUGAGGACACUAAUGCACACACACUCAACAAGCCUCAUGUGGUUUCAUCUACUGUGUGACUGCAAACAUAUUUGUAUGUUUCCUGGAGAAGAAGGUUCGUGAGCGAUUUCGGAUUAGACUGCCAGUAGAACUGGAAUUAUCUGAGCCACUGUUGCAAUUUGUCAUACAAUGGAGAUGAAACCUGAGCAGUAGGCCUUCGUACACGGCAGGGAUGGAGUCGACACCUCAUCGUGGAGGAGUGCCAGAUCCUAACGACGUAAACCUACUGUCACGAAGCUUCUCCAUGGACUUCGCCAGCAUGUUAGAAAGUACGGAUGGCGUCUUGCACCAGCAAAUUGACGAAUACCUUCAGGGACCAGCAGAUCACCACCAGUUUAAUCAUGAUGAUGGGACUGGUUUUUCAAUUCCUUACUCGGAACCCCUCUCGUUCGCUGCUGCAUCGCCACCUUUUCAGUCUAUUAUGUCUGUAGAGACACUUCAAGGGAGCAACGUCAUGAAGCAGAGCCUGGGGAGAAAUUCACAUCAUUGUGGUCCUGAAAUUCAGUCAAAAAUACAAUACGUGCAGAUGCUCCCGAUAUCGAUAGGAGCUGCUAACCUAUGCGCACCCCAUCAGCAGAUACAUGACAUGGGUUUUCUGGAACCCAGCAGCUUUGAAAGAGAACUCCAAGCGCCAGCUCAACCAGAUAUGUUCUACCAUUGCAGUUCUGAACCGGGUGCGGUCAUUCCUGGAGAAGUUUCGGGCUACGAGCAAUCCUGCUCCCCUGACAAUUUCAGGGGAACUACCUGUGAAUCAAUUGGCCCACAAUCAGAACUUGGAGCCGGGAAUCUGUUCCAGAAGGAUCAGGUGGUUAAGGGAAAACGACCUACUGAUGCAGUAGGGCAUAUCAUCAGAGAACGCCAGCGAAGGGACGACAUGACGAACAAAUUUCUGCUGCUGGAGUCUAUAUUACCACCUGCACCGAAGCGUGACAGGGCGACCGUGAUCAAGGAUUCAAUCCAGUAUGUGAAGAAUCUGCGUCAUCGGGUCAAGAACUUGCAUCAGAAGCGUUCCCAGAUGCGGUCCAAACUCACUAAUGUUUCAUUUCUCAGUCCUACCGCUAUCAUGCAGAAGAAAAACGAGAAAAAGUUAUUAACGCCCACCAACUCACAAGCAUUACUGCAAACUAGCGUCGCAAGCGACGACAUUGUUUCAUGUCCGAUUCAUUCGGAUGAAAUGGGAAAGACGACUGACAUUGAAAAAGUGAAGGUACAUGUAGACUUGCCGCACCAGGUUGUUAUCGAGAUGACAUGCCGACAGCAGCCUCGCGUUCAGAUUCGGUUACUGAAAACGUUGGAGUCCAUGGGGUUGGAUGUGUCGCGAUGCAGCGUUUCGAAAAUACGGAGCCAUCUCUUGUUCAGCAUUAUCGUGAAGCCACGCAUGAUGGCCGAGCCUCCACUUACCAGCAAGGACAUCGUACAAGCUCUGAAACUCGCCGUUGCACCGGCCGACUUGUAAACACAGACCUUUAUUCUGUCUGGCACGACCCAACCUUUUUCUCUGUAUAGUGCCGCCGGAUUGUAGACAGGGAGCUGGACAUGGAAGCCAUCUCUCUGGAUGUGGCAGAGUGAACAGACUGCAGACUGCAGACAUGAGAGCUCGGUGUUGUACACUAUAAACCAGUUUUCGAAGCUACUUGCAUCAGUGAGCACAGCGGUGUGUGCAAGGCCAAGUGUAAAUUUGAGCAAUAACUUGGAACGUGUUUCAUCCAAUAAACACACACACACACACACACACAUAUAUAUAUAUAUAUAUAUAUAUACAUAUAUAUACUUGGUUCC